GUUGUAAAUGUAAUCAUUAUUCGUGCCAAAUUUCAGAUCCGCCGAAAAAAAAAAUUCGCUCCUGUUUUAUUUGAUCUUACGCAUGAACGACUAUAUUGUCUGUUUCUGUUCUCUUGGAAUUUGAAUAUCUGCAAAAAAGAUGAGUGAAUUUACACACACACACACACACACACACACACACACACACACACACCCACACGCUAGCGCGCGCGCGCGCUCAGAUCUCCACGCACGCGCAGGAAAACAAGAUGGCGGGCCGCCUCCGGGACGAGAGGCCGAGUUAAAAAGUGAAAAGUUCCGAGUGAAAAGUUAGUCCAAGGAGCGCUUUGGUCGGGUGCCGACGUGACAUGUCGCCGCCGUCGCUUUGCUCGCUUGGCUUCCCUCCCGCGCUCGUCUCGCGCCGCCGUGGAUGUGACCGAGCGACAAUUUGAUGCUUUUCCACAGCACGCGACGAGAUAUUGGACUCUGCGGCCAGUUAUGAAUUCAUUUCCGCUCGGCUAACCUCGGCCGCCGCUAACCCGGUCAGCGUCGUCGCUGCGGCUCAGGCAAAGCAUGCCGGGAGAAGCGGCGAGUAGGGGAGUAGCCCCUCCCUCCGUCUCCCUCCUCGAGGCGAGCGAGGCUCCCGAUUGGCCGGCGCUGCGCCCAGCUGCCGCUCGUGUCGGACGCGGCGGAGGAGCCGACGGAGGCGACAGCGAUGGGGUCAGAGGGCGGCGGAACAAGAUGGCGGCGGGGGCAUCGUACGACCAGCUGCUGAGGCAGGUGGAGGUUCUGAAGAUGGAGAACUCCAACCUGCGACAGGAGCUGCAAGACAACUCCAACCACCUGACCAAACUGGAGACCGAGGCCUCCAACAUGAAGGAAGUGCUGAAGCAGCUUCAGGGCACCAUAGAAGAAGACUCUGAGGAGGCGUCCGGAUCACAGCUGGAACUCAUCGUGAGACUGAAAGAGAUGAGCCUGGACCCUGCCGCGUUUAAGGCCAGGCAGCGGCCCCCGGCGCCGCCCUCCUCCUCGUCCGGCGGAGCGGCCGGAGGUUCUUCCGGCGCGUCGGCGUCCCGGCGAGGCCCGCCGUCCGUGUCCAGAGACGGCCACGAGCGCUGUCUGGACGAGCUGGAGAAGGAGAGAGCUCUCCUAUUGGCCGAGCUGGAGAAGGAGGAAAAGGAGAAAGGCUGGUACUACGCCCAACUUCUCAAUCUGACCAAGAGGAUCGACAGUCUGCCUCUCAGCGAAAAUUUCACGCUGCAGACGGACAUGAGUCGUCGUCAGCUGGAGUUUGAGGCCCGUCAGAUCCACGCCGCCAUGGAGCAGCAGCUGGGUUCCCGUCAGGAAAUGGAGAAGCGAGCCGAGGCCCGCACGUCUCGUAUUCAUCACAUCGAGAAGGAAAUCGUCACGCUGGGAGCUCGACUGCAGGUGGAAGCGUCUCAGGGUUCCAACGAGAGCAGCGGCGCUCUGGCGCCGUCCCAGAAUCCCCCCCCUCGAUUGGACCAGGAGCCGGCCACCGAGACCGCCUACUCUGUGCCUCGACGAGUCACCAGCCACCUUGGAACAAAGGUGGAGAUGGUGUACAGCCUUCUGUCCAUGCUGGGCACCCACGACAAGGACGACAUGUCGCGCACGCUGCUCGCCAUGUCCAGCUCGCAGGACUCGUGCAUCGCCAUGCGCCAGUCGGGCUGCCUGCCGCUUCUCAUCCAGCUGCUGCACGGCAACGACAAGGACUCGCUGUUGCUAGGUAACUCCCGCGGCAGCAAGGAGGCUCGCGCCCGCGCCUCGGCCGCGCUGCACAACAUCGUGCACAGUCAGCCCGACGACAAACGGGGGCGGCGGGAGAUCCGGGUGCUCCACCUGCUGGAGCAGGUGCGGCAUUACUGCGAGGACUGUUGGAGCUGGCAGGAGAACCACGAGAGGGGCGUGGACCAGGAGGACAAUCCCAGUGAGUGGACGUCGCCUCGGCCCCGUCGGCGGGCGUACGGCUCGGUCUCAUCCGGGUCCGCGUGCGGGUGUUUCCGUGUGGCAGUGCCCUCGCCGGUCGACCAUCAGAUCUGUCCCGCCGUCUGCGUGCUGAUGAAGCUUUCCUUCGACGAGGAACACCGCCACGCCAUGAACGAGCUCGGUGGUCUGCAGGCGGUGGCGGAGCUGCUUCAAGUAGACUGUGAGAUGUUGGGACUGAGCGGCGACCACUACAGCGUCACGCUGCGCCGAUACGCCGGCAUGGCGCUCACCAACCUGACGUUCGGAGACGUGGCCAACAAGGCCACGCUGUGUUCCAUGAAGGGCUGCAUGCGCGCCAUGGUCACCCAACUCAAGUCUGAAAGCGAAGACCUGCAACAGGUGAUCGCCAGCGUAUUGAGGAACUUGUCGUGGCGAGCGGACGUCAACAGCAAGAAGACGCUGCGGGAGGUGGGCAGCGUGCGGGCGCUCAUGGGAUGUGCCCUGGACGUCCAGAAGGAAUCCACGCUGAAAUCUGUACUGAGCGCGCUCUGGAACCUGUCGGCGCACUGCACGGAGAACAAGGCCGACAUCUGCUCGGUGGACGGGGCGCUGGCCUUCCUGGUCGGGACGCUGACGCAUCGCAGCCACACAAACACGUUGGCCAUCAUCGAAAGCGGCGGGGGCAUCCUGAGGAACGUCUCCAGCCUCAUCGCCACCAACGAGGCGUACAGACACGUCCUGCGGGAGCGCAGCUGCUUGCCCACCCUGCUGCAGCACCUCAAGUCUCACAGCCUGACCAUCGUGUCCAACGCCUGCGGAACCCUCUGGAACCUGUCGGCGCGCGACGCCAAGGAUCAGGAGGCCUUGUGGGAACUGGGCGCCGUGGGAAUGCUGCGGAACCUCAUCCAUUCCCGUCACAAAAUGAUCGCCAUGGGCAGCGCCGCCGCCCUGCGGAACCUGAUGGCCAACCGGCCGGCUCGCUACAAGGACGCCAGCGUGGUUUCGCCCGGGGCGGGGGCCCCCUCGCUGCACGCCCGCAAACAGAAAGCGCUAUUCAAGGAGUUAGACGCCCAACAGUUGUCGGAGACCUUCGACAACAUCGACAAUCUGAGCCCCAAGGCGGCGCACAGGAAGGGGAGGAGCUGCAACGGCGGCGGCGGGGGAGCGGCCAACGCCGCCCGCUCCUACGCCAACACGCCGGUUCUGUCCAGUCCCAAAAACGCAGACGGGUCCAAGCGAAGCGCCGACGACGCGGCGUACACCCGGCCCGUUUUCGGCGCCAGCGUGCGAGCGUCCAGCGACAGUCUCAACAGCGUCACCAGCGUCGACGGCUACGGGAACCGUGGCAAAACUAAACCGUCAUCGGAACCGCUCUACUCCUCAGACGACAGCGGCGCCAACAGAUGCUGCGUCUACAGGAAGUACCCGGCUGACCUGGCGCACAAGAUUCGCAGCGUCAACCACAUGGCGGAUGACGACGGCGCCGAGGUGGACACGCCCAUAAACUACAGCCUCAAGUACUCGGACGAGCAGCUGAAUUCUGGGAGACAGAGUCCGAGCCACCGUGGCAGGACCGAGACCGACAACGAAGACGAGCAGGCCGACGGUCUGCGGAUGAGGAGCGACGGCGCCGCCUCCGCGACGGCCAACGGCCGCGUGCCGCCCCCGCCGGCUUCUUGCUACGUCGUCGCGCCGGCGUCCAACUACGGCGGCGACGCGGUCCCCGAGCAGCCCAUCGACUACAGCCUGAAAUACGGCGAGAUUUCACGGAAGCCUCUCUUCGAGGUGGAAGACUCGGCGGAAAACGCCCUCCCUCCGCCCCCGGCGGGCAAGCCCCACCCGCCUCACCUCCCACCCAAGGGUCAGCAGGAGUCGACGCAGACCUACUGCGUGGAGGACACGCCCAUCUGCUUCUCUGGAGGAAGCUCGCUGUCGUCGCUGUCGCCCGAGGAAGAGGAGGAGGACGCCAACGUGGUGGCGAGGAAGAGGCAGGGCGCCGAGGACGAGCAGCAGCAGCAGCGGCGGCGGCGGCGGCGGCAGCACAAGGCGGUGGAAAGCCAGACGGCCGCGGCCAACGCCCCUGCCGUACGAGGACGUCGCGGCCAAGCCCACGCCCACCACCACCACCACCACCACCACCACCACCAUCAAGCGGCGGCGGGCGCCGGGACCCCGAAGAGCCCGCCGGAGCAGCCGUACGCUCAGGAGACGCCGCUGAUGUUCAGCCGCUGCACGUCUGUAAGCUCCCUGGAUAGCUUCUCCACGUCCUCCAUCGCCAGCUCGGUGCGCUCCAGUGAGCCGUGCAGCGGGAUGCCGAGCGGCGUGAUCAGCCCCAGCGACCUGCCCGACAGCCCCGGCCAGACCAUGCCCCCGAGCCGCGCCAAGACACCCCCGCCGGAGGCGCUGCCGCCGCCUCCCGCCGACAGCGCCGAGGAAGAGAAGGCGGUCAAGAAGGAGGUGGACGAGAUCGGCGGAGACGUCCUGCUGCACUUCGCCACAGAGAGCACGCCGCACGGCUUCUCCUACGCCUCCAGUUUAAGCGCGCUCAGCCUGGACGAGCCCUUCAUCACGGCGGAAAUGAAGAUGGAGGACGGCGGCGGCGGCGGCGGCGACGAGGUCCGCGAGGAGGGCGGGCCGUCGCGACAGAUGCUGCAGGAGUCAGACGACGACGACGACGACGACGACGAUACUCAGAUCUUGGAAGCGUGCAUCAUCAUGGCCAUGCCCAAGUCGUCACGGAAACCAAAGAAGCAACAGCAGCAACAACCAGGCAAAGCCAGCCAGCUUCCUGUCUACAAGCUCCUCCCCCCACAGAGGAAGGAGUCGCUGAUGACGGAGGAGGUUCCGCGUGUCUACUGCGUGGAGGGGACUCCGCUCAACUUUUCAACCGCCACGUCGCUCAGCGACCUCACCAUCGACUCUCCGCCCAACGAGGAGGCCCCUGCCGCCGCCGCCGCGCCCGCGUCCCCCCUGGCGCGUCGCACCGGACCUCCAGAGGGCGAGAACGGUGACGACAUCCUGGCCGAGUGCAUCAGUGCCGCCAUGCCCAAAGCGAAACCCAAGAAGCCCAUCAGAGCGUCCUCCGGCGGUGAGCUAGUCCAACCCCCCCCUCCUCCGGCCCCGCCCCUUCUAACUCCCCAGCAGCACAAGAAGCCCCCCGGUCCGGCCGGACGCCCCCUGUCCGCCGCGCCGCUGAAGCCCACGUCGCCGGUGAAGCCCACCCAGCGCGCCGCGUCGGCCAAGGUCAAGCCGGGCUUCACCUUCGACACGCCGCACCACUACACGCCGAUCGAGGGCACGCCGUGCUGCUUCUCCCGCAACGACUCGCUCAGCUCGCUCGACUUCGACGACGACGACGACAAGGACGAGGACGGCAAACGCGACGAAGACGGGAAGCGGCACGAGCGGGACAAAAAAGCGGCGCCCGUCGCAAACCCUCCUGCCAUGGACGAGAAGCAAAAGUUCGCCAUUGAGGACACGCCCGUCUGCUUCUCCAGGAACUCCUCCCUCAGUUCUUUGAGUGACAUCGACCAGGAAAACAACAACAACGAGUUCGCCGCCGCCCCCCCGCGGCGGCGAGAGCGAUCCGAUGACGGCGACCGGCCCGCGCCGCUUCCUCCGACGCGGGCGGACGCCAAAGCGCGCCUGUGCAGCUACGCGCCCAAAGCCUUCCACGUCGAGGACACGCCCGUCUGCUUCUCCAGGAACUCGUCGCUCAGCUCGCUCAGCAUCGACUCCGAAGACGACCUCCUGCAGGAAUGCAUCAGCUCCGCCAUGCCCAAGAAGAAGAAAAAGAACGCCGGCGUGGCCCUUCCCGCCGCCGCCGCGUCGCCGCGCCCCGCGCCCAAAGACGAGGACGGGAUUCUAGCCGAAGAGGAGCCUUCGGAGGCCCCGCGAAGUCCCGCCUCCCCCGACUCGGAAUCCUUCGAUUGGAAGGCCAUUCAAGAAGGCGCCAACUCCAUUGUCAGCAGCCUCAACGCCGCCGCCGCCUCGUCGCUCUCCCGCCAAGGGUCGUCAGACUCGGACUCUGUGCUGUCCCUCAAAUCCGUGGGCUCGCCGUUCCGCCUGCAGCCGCCUACCGGUAACGCUCCCGAGGAGACGGCGGGCUCCAAGCGAGGCGGCGCCAAGGUGGUCAAACCGUCUGCGGGUGACAAAAAGAAGGACGGAGAUGAGGAGGGGGAGGAGCUGAAGGUGGUGAAGGGCAGGAAGAAGGUCUACCGGAGUCUGAUCACAGGCAAGCCCAGGGCGGAGCUCGCCGCCAGGGGGCGGAGCAAACCCAGAGCGGCCGCCGCGGCAAAAGCGCCGGGAAGCGGCGGCGGCUCGUCGCGCGAUUCCACGCCGUCGCGCUCCUCUCAUAAAGGAGGGAGACCCUCGCAGUUGCCGCGGACGGUGUCGCCGGGUAAGACGGCGGCCAACCGCAAAACGGCCGCGGCCAACGUCCCAAAGCAGGAGAAAGCGGAACCUGAAAAGCCCGCACUUGUGCGCCAGUCCACUUUCAUCAAGGAGGCGCCCAGUCCCACGCUCAAGAGGAAGCUGGAAGAGUCCACCACAGCUCCCUGUCCGCCGGACGGCGCAACCUCCAGGAGGCAAGACAGCGUCCGCUCACAAUCCGAGAGCCCGUCGCGCCCUCAAGACGCCGCCGCCGCGCCUUCGCGCUUGAGUCGCACGGGAACCUGGAAGCGCGAGAGCAAACAUUCCAGCUCGUUGCCUCGCGUGGGAACCUGGAAGCGAACCGGAAGCUCCUCCUCGGUCCUCUCGGCCUCUUCGGAGUCCAGCGAGAAGGGGCGGAGCGAGGAGGAAGCCGGCGUUCGUUCCAAAGGAACGUGGCGGCGAGCCAAAAGCGCCGGCGUGGGAGACUCCUUCCGCGCUGAGGAAGUCUGGGUGCGUCUGGAGGAUUGCCCCGUCAACAACCCGCGCUCGUCGUCGUCGUCGCGCUCGCCCAACGCGCCGCCGGUCAUCCCCGUCCCCGCCCCCUCCAAAAUCCCCUCCUCCUCCUCCUCCUCGUCCUCGUCCUCCAACCUCAACCUCAACCUACGGCGCAGCUGCGACACCUUGGAUGAGAAACCGCCGCCGCCCCAUCGCCUUCAACAGCGUAGCGGUGCCGUCGCCGCCAGGGUCAGCCCCUUCAACUACACGCCCAGUCCCAGGAAGAGCAACCCCGACUGCACCGCCUCGGCCGUCGUCGUCGCCGCCGCCGCCGCCGCGACAUCCGCGCGGCCCUCGCUCAUUCCUACCCCCGUCACGAAGAAGCGGGAGCCCAAAGGCGGCGAAGGAGGAGGAGGAGGAGGAGGAGGAGGAGGCGGCGGCGGGGGCGGCGAGCGCAGCUCUUACAUCGUCACGUCUGUGUAAAAGACGGUCUAUUUAAGCCCCGCCCCGGACUCGGCCAACAGUCGGGCCGCAAUCUUUGGUUUUCUACCACUAACGAUGUGUAGCGCUUAGCCGGUCUUCCCCGCAUGGUUUAACCCCCCCCCCCCCCCCCCCCCGUCCAAGGAGACGCCGUUGAGCGAUUCCGCUCGUGUGGACGUUGUUGAUGUUUUCACUGACAAACACUGUAAGUCAUAACUUAUUAAUUUAAAUGUUUUUGGCAACAUACGCAAAGAAUAAAAGUCAACGUUUUAGCUCA
Molecule: messenger RNA, 7549 nt
Organism: Syngnathoides biaculeatus (alligator pipefish)
Lineage: Eukaryota; Metazoa; Chordata; Actinopteri; Syngnathiformes; Syngnathidae
Gene: apc
Product: APC regulator of WNT signaling pathway
Exons: 17
Coding region: 553-7275 (2240 amino acids)
Biological process (GO): regulation of cell differentiation; nervous system development; negative regulation of canonical Wnt signaling pathway
Cellular component (GO): cytoplasmic microtubule; beta-catenin destruction complex; catenin complex
Molecular function (GO): beta-catenin binding; microtubule binding; gamma-catenin binding
Source: RefSeq, a predicted model, not a curated record